Messenger RNA from Cimex lectularius (bed bug), 2798 nucleotides. Its product is annotated as spermatogenesis-associated protein 20. Bases 315 to 2705 code for a protein of 796 amino acids. NCBI's taxonomy places the organism in Eukaryota, Metazoa, Arthropoda, Insecta, Hemiptera, Cimicidae. The record is from RefSeq and is a predicted model, not a curated record. The transcript has 11 exons. Gene Ontology annotation, biological process: carbohydrate metabolic process.
GGUUUAUUUUUAGACCCGGUCCAUCGCCGUCCGCCGCCAGUCCUCGCCGGUCGUCCUUCGAACGUGAAGGACUAACCUCGCCUCCUUGGCUCCCGAUUUUUUUGGGGCAACAGCUGAUGCCUGAACCACCAAACCAAUUGACUUCUGGCAUGGGCCGCUUUCACCAGUGAACCACGACUUUUACUAGCCCACUCACCAAUUCACGGACACACAUUUUUUCCUUUCAAUAUCCAAAUCCGACGACACGGGGCCUUCUACGCCGCUUCCCCGUCCUUUUGUAUUUUCCAUUGAAUAUUCGUCAAUUCUCAAAUGUUAUGUUUGUCGGAAGCGUAUUUAGGAAGCGUCAAGCGUUUGUUCUGAUCAGAAAAUAUGCAACAUUCAGAUCGCGAUGCCUCAACCCGUUAUAUUUAGAUUUGAACCAUUCCAGAAACUCCUGCCGAUUCUUGCCACAUGAGAGAAAGUUGAGCCUGUCGUCAGUGCGCUUAUCGAGCGGGGAGAUGGCAGCUGAGGCGACGCCUAAAGUCAGGAACCACCUGGGCAAAGAACGCUCCCCGUACUUACUCCAGCACGCCUCUAACCCAGUUGACUGGUAUCCAUGGGGUGAGGAGGCGUUUCAGAAGGCGAGAAGCGAGGACAAGUUAAUUUUUCUUUCUGUCGGCUACUCAACGUGCCAUUGGUGUCAUGUGAUGGAAAGAGAAUCCUUUGAAAACGAAGAUGUUGCGUCUAUCAUGAACGAAUACUUCAUCAAUAUUAAAGUCGACCGUGAGGAAAGGCCCGAUGUUGACAAAAUUUACAUGACUUUUGUGCAGGCGAGCUCAGGCAGUGGUGGUUGGCCGAUGUCCGUCUUUCUUACGCCAGACUUGAAACCUGUAGCUGGAGGGACUUAUUUCCCUCCAAAGGAUAGCUAUGGUCGGCCUGGAUUUAAAACAGUCCUGUUAAACAUCGCCCAGCAAUGGGCUGAACAGCGACAGAAGGUUUCUGCUACAGGGAACCGUAUCACGGAACUCUUAAAACAGACGACUGUCUUUGAUGUGGGGAUGGCUGGAUCGCUCAUCGGUGGUGAAGUCCCUGGGAAAGAUGUCUGGGAAAUGUGCUCCAAACAGCUUUUCGAUAGCUACGAACCAGUUUUUGGCGGAUUCUCCCAUGCUCCAAAAUUUCCACAACCUUCAAACUUUUCGUUCCUGUUUUACACGAUGGCACGGGAGAGAGAUUCUGAGCUCGGGCAAAAAGCGAGGGACAUGGCGUUGCACACCCUUGACAAAAUGGCCAAUGGCGGCAUCCAUGAUCAUAUAUCUCAGGGAUUUUCCAGGUAUUCAACUGACUCCAAAUGGCAUGUCCCACAUUUUGAAAAAAUGCUUUAUGACCAGGCCCAACUCGCCGUUGUUUAUACCGAUGCUUAUUUAGUCACUAAAAAUGAGAAAUAUGCUGACAUCGUUAAAGAUAUUCUUACUUACGUUUCUCGCGAUUUAAGUCAUCCUGAAGGUGGUUUCUAUAGUGCUGAAGAUGCUGAUUCUUUUCCUGUAGAGGGUGAAAGUGUAAAACGAGAAGGAGCUUUUUGUGUCUGGACAUAUGAGGAUAUUAAAAAUUUAUUAAAUCAACCCGUAACUUCAAAACCCAAAGUCAACCUCUCAGAUAUUUUCUGUCAUCAUUACUCAGUCAAAAGUGAAGGCAAUGUCAACCCAGAGCUGGACCCCCAUAACGAGCUUAAAGGUCAAAAUGUCCUUGUUGUUUUUGGGAGUUUAAAAGAUACAGCCUAUAAAUUUGGGCUGAGCGAGCAGGAAUUGAGUAAAGAGUUGGAAAAAGCUAGGAAAAUUUUAUUUGAGGAAAGGCAAAAAAGGCCGAAGCCACAUCUCGAUGACAAAAUUAUAACUGCUUGGAAUGGCCUUAUGAUUUCUGGUUAUGCUCGAGCAGCUACUGCUCUUAAUGAUGAAACAUACCAAAAGAGGGCUGAAGAUGCCGCUUUGUUUGUUAAAAAAUACCUUUACAAUUCGAAUAAAAGGCUUUUAAGAAGUUGCUAUACUCAGAAUAAUUCGGUGGUGCAAAUAGAAAACCCGAUUGAAGGGUUCGCCGAUGAUUACGCGUGUUUAAUAAGAGGGCUGAUUGACUUAUAUGAAUGCACGUUUAAUGAAGAUUGGCUAAUUUGGGCUGAUGAGCUUCAACAUGUUCAAGAUGAACUAUUCUGGGAUCAUGGACUGGCUGGAUACUUCUCAACAUCAUCUUCAGAUACAAACAGCUUGUUUAGACUCAAAGAAGAUCAAGACGGUGCCGAGCCAAGUGGUAAUUCCAUUUCUGCGAGUAACCUUGUUAGACUGUCGACAAUUCUGGACAACGAGGGCAUGAAGGACAAAGCUUCCAAGUUGUUAUCAUCAUUUACAAGCAGAUUGACACGAGUGCCUAUGGCUUUGCCCGAAAUGGUGACAGCUCUGAUGCUCUACCACGACUCCCCUACCCAGGUCGUAGUCACCGGUGAUAUUUCAAACAGUGAGACGGCUGAAUUGGUAAACGUUGCCAGGCAGAAAUUCAUACCAGGCCUUCUCGUGAUGACGACAGGAGAAGACCAAGACAGUUUUCUAAGCAAGAGGAAUCACGCCAUUGCUAAAAUGAAAAAACAGGGUGAUCGACAGGCGGUAUACGUGUGCCGUGGGAAGACAUGCUCCUUGCCUGUAACCACUCCAGCCGAACUCGCUGAUCUUUUACACAACUAGUAUAAACAAACACAGAAAAAGGGAAGCAAACUAGGAUUAUAGGUCCCUACUCUGAGGAAAAUGCUUCAUUUAUUAAAACACAAUCAUAGAACA